Penicillium vulpinum is the source of this 897-nucleotide messenger RNA. RefSeq names its product PP1-complex regulatory subunit GLC8. The coding region runs from base 1 to 897 and encodes 298 amino acids. Gene Ontology annotation, biological process: regulation of signal transduction. The record is from RefSeq and is a predicted model, not a curated record. The transcript is spliced from 3 exons. Gene Ontology annotation, molecular function: protein phosphatase inhibitor activity. Lineage: Eukaryota; Fungi; Ascomycota; Eurotiomycetes; Eurotiales; Aspergillaceae.
AUGACUACUGCACCACACAUGCCGGCCAAGGCGCACAGCUCCGAUGAUGUGCACCAUCGACCAAAAGGCAUCCUCAAGAACUCCAGCUCCUUCCAAGGCGUCCCCGCUCCGAUGACAGCCGCCUCCCCGCUCUCCAUUCCAGCCAUCUUUGAACCAGAGGAGACCAAGGAACUCACUAUCCAAAAUACCCUGCAGAAUGCAGGCCGUCGGCGAUCCUCAUCCACCAAUCGCGCAGCCACUAAUUCGCGUCGACAGUCGUUAGCCAGCGCCCAUGACGAAAACGAACCCCGCCUCAAGUGGGAUGAAGCAAACCUGUACCUUACCGAGCAGGAGAAGACGGCGAAGAUGAAAAUUGACGAGCCCAAGACUCCUUACGCCCCGCACUACGACCCCAGCGAAGACGAUGAACAGAUGCGCCUCGACGAUGCAAGUGAAGCCCUAAUCGAUGCGCAGGGCAUUGUCGUCGAUGAACUGGACUCGGCUAAAUCCACUCACCAUCGGAAGGCUGUGUCAGAGGAUGAAAUUCCUGAUUUGGAGCUCGGUGAACCCGAGGAAUCCCUGCAGGACAUUCCUUUCAACGAUGCUCGUGUUUUCCGUGAACGUAGCAUGAGCACGGACUCGCACAAGAGCGAGAAGCAUGUUCAUGUCGGUACGGAGGAUGCAAAUGGUGCCCAUGCGCCUGCUCAUGAUCCUCUCUUGACGACUGAAGAGGCCCGCGCGAAGCACGCUCAUUUCGAGCAGCAGCGCAAGAGGCACUAUGAGAUGAGGAAUAUCAAGGAGCUACUUGCCCACCCUGAGGAUUUGGAUGAGGAAAUGGAAGACAAUGACGGAUCAGAGCCUGGUCCCCCGUCGUCGAUGCCUCAUAUGCCUGAGCGGUUCCGCAAUAACGGACAAUAG